Messenger RNA from Orycteropus afer afer, 3662 nucleotides. NCBI's taxonomy places the organism in Eukaryota, Metazoa, Chordata, Mammalia, Tubulidentata, Orycteropodidae. The record is from RefSeq and is a predicted model, not a curated record.
GGGCCGCCGCGUCCGCUUGCCCUUAAAGGGCCAGGCCCCGGAAAACUCACCCCUGCUCGGCGUGCGGUCGCUACCACCGAUCACGCCCCUCACCCUCAGACUCUCCAUCCCUCCCAGGCCACCCCUGCAGCCGGCUUCCUCUCCUUUCCUCCCUCCUUCCCCUUUCCGGCGUCUCCGGGCUCCCAGCAACCAGCCGCCCCACGCUCUCACGGCCCUGGGCGGGGGCUGUAGGGUCUCGGGGCCGAGCUCAGCCCCUCGCGAGCUGGGGUCCUUUACAUUGGUUCGUACUCCGCCCCCACCCCCUCCGUCCCCUCCCCUCCGGGACCCCUGGGAGCGUCUCAGCGGCUCUUGGGAGGGGACGUUUCCUAAUCUCAGGCCGGGGUUAAAGUUCUGGUCCUAGUGAGAUGCUGGAAGCUGCGGCCGAAGCCGCAACCUGUCCUGGAGGUGUCCUGCCGCCCGUCGCCACUGCUGCCACUACCGCUAUCGCCGCCACUGCUGCCCUGUCGGGGCCAUGUUCGCUCCGUGCUUGCCCUUCUUGGUGCUCUUGGUGGCCUCGGUCGAGAGCCAUCUGGGGGUUCUGGGGCCCAAGAACGUCUCGCAGAAAGACGCCGAAUUUGAGCGCACCUACGUAGACGAGGUCAACAGUGAGCUGGUCAACAUCUACACUUUCAACCAUACUGUGACCCGCAACCGGACGGAGGGUGUGCGUGUGUCUGUGAAUGUCCUGAACAAGCAGAAGGGGGCUCCUUUGCUGUUCGUAGUCCGCCAGAAGGAAGCUGUGGUGUCCUUCCAGGUGCCCCUAAUCCUGCGAGGGCUGUAUCAGCGCAAGUACCUCUACCAAAAGGUGGAACGGACGCUAUGUCAGCCCCUCACCAAGAAUGAGUCUGAGGUCCAGUUCUUCUAUGUGGAUGUGUCAACCCUGUCACCAGUCAACACCACAUACCAUCUUCGAGUCAGCCGCAUGGAUGACUUUGUGCUCAGGACUGGGGAGCAGUUUAGCUUCAAUACCACAGCAGCUCAACCCCAGUACUUCAAGUAUGAGUUCCCUGAGGGUGUGGACUCGGUGAUUGUCAAGGUGACCUCCAACAAGGCUUUCCCCUGCUCUGUCAUUUCCAUCCAGGAUGUCCUGUGCCCUGUCUAUGACCUGGACAAUAAUGUGGCCUUCAUCGGCAUGUACCAGACAAUGACCAAGAAGGCAGCCAUCACAGUGCAGCGCAAAGACUUCCCAAGCAACAGCUUUUAUGUGGUGGUGGUGGUGAAGACUGAAGACCAGGCCUGUGGGGGUUCCUUGCCUUUCUACCCCUUUGUAGAAGAUGAACCAGUUGAUCAAGGACACCGCCAGAAAACUCUGUCAGUGCUGGUAUCUCAAGCAGUCACGUCUGAGGCCUACGUUGGUGGUAUGCUCUUUUGCCUGGGCAUAUUUCUCUCCUUCUACCUGCUGACCAUCCUCCUGGCCUGUUGGGAGAACUGGAGGCAGAGGAAGAAGACUCUGCUGGUGGCCGUGGACCGAGCCUGCCCAGAAAGUGGUCACCCUCGGAUCCUGGCUGAUACCUUCCCUGGCAGCUCCCCAUACGAGAGUUAUAACUAUGGCUCCUUUGAGAAUUGUUCUGGAUCCACUGAUGUUUUGGUUGACAGCACUGGUACCGGGGACCUUGCCUACACUUAUCAGGAUCGCCCCCUUGACCCAGUGGGCACUCGGCCACGACUGGACUCCAUGAGCUCUGUGGAAGAGGAUGACUAUGACACACUGACUGAUAUUGAUUCUGACAAGAAUGUCAUUCGCACCAAGCAAUACCUCUACGUGGCUGACUUGGCACGGAAGGACAAACGCAUCCUGCGGAAAAAGUACCAGAUCUACUUCUGGAACAUCGCCACCAUUGCUGUCUUCUAUGCCCUUCCAGUGGUGCAGCUGGUGAUCACCUACCAGACGGUGGUGAAUGUCACAGGGAAUCAGGACAUCUGCUACUACAAUUUCCUCUGUGCUCACCCGCUGGGCAACCUCAGCGCCUUCAACAACAUUCUCAGCAACCUGGGCUACAUCCUGCUGGGGCUGCUUUUCCUGCUCAUCAUCCUGCAGCGGGAGAUCAAUCACAACCGGGCCCUGCUGCGCAAUGACCUCUACGCCCUGGAAUGUGGGAUCCCAAAACACUUUGGCCUGUUCUAUGCUAUGGGCACAGCCUUGAUGAUGGAGGGGCUACUCAGUGCCUGCUAUCACGUCUGCCCCAACUAUACCAAUUUCCAGUUUGACACAUCAUUCAUGUACAUGAUCGCUGGACUGUGUAUGCUGAAGCUCUACCAGAAGCGGCACCCGGACAUCAAUGCCAGUGCCUACAGCGCCUAUGCCUGCUUGGCCAUUGUCAUCUUCUUCUCUGUGCUGGGCGUGGUCUUUGGCAAAGGGAACACGGCAUUCUGGAUCAUCUUCUCUGUCAUUCACAUCAUUGCUACCCUGCUGCUCAGCAUACAGCUCUAUUACAUGGGCCGCUGGAAGCUGGAUUCAGGCAUCUUCCGCCGCAUCCUCCAUGUGCUCUACACGGACUGCAUCCGGCAGUGCAGCAGGCCCCUCUACGUGGACCGCAUGGUGCUGCUGGUUAUGGGCAACAUUAUCAACUGGUCACUGGCUGCCUAUGGGCUCAUCAUGCGCCCCAAUGACUUUGCCUCCUACUUACUGGCCAUUGGCAUCUGCAACCUGCUUCUUUACUUUGCCUUCUACAUUAUCAUGAAGCUUCGGAGUGGGGAGAGGAUCAAGCUCAUCCCCCUGCUCUGCAUUCUCUGCACUUCCGUGGUCUGGGGCUUUGCACUCUAUUUCUUCUUCCAGGGACUCAGCACCUGGCAGAAAACCCCUGCAGAGUCACGGGAGCACAAUCGAGACUGCAUCCUCCUCAACUUCUUUGAUGACCACGACAUCUGGCACUUCCUCUCCUCCAUCGCCAUGUUUGGAUCUUUCCUGGUAUUGCUGACACUGGACGACGACCUGGAUACCGUGCAACGGGACAAGAUCUAUGUCUUCUAGUGCAAGCUGGGCCCCUGACAUCACCUCAUGGAGCCUUCAGCUCCUCUGCCUCACCUGCCCCUGUAGAGCUGGGGGUGUGAGUCCCAACCUUGCUGCCCAGUGCUGAAUGGGGGUGGGACAUUGUGAUCUAGCCCAAGCCUGGCCUGGGACAGUCAUGGGGUGGCCUUGAGCCAUGCCCUCUGCCAGGGAGAAGGCCUGCUCCCCUGAAGCUCCAGGCAGUGGCCAAAUUGCUGCUUUCUUCUCAGUGUUGGGAGCCACGGGUCCCUGUCUGUUGGCUCUCUGUUUGUCCCUCUGCAGGAGGAAGGAGGGAAGGUGUUGCCCUCCCCAUUUCAUGCCUUGCAUUUGCCCGUCCUUCCCCUCCCCCUCAGCCUGGGACCCUGAGCCCUUUCUUCAUCCCAGGCUCCUGCUCCAGAGCCCUAGUCUGGGGUCUGGUUUUCUGUUUUGUACCAGGACCCCAAUUCUCAGUGGGGCUGUACCUGGCUCCAUCACUGCCUGCUCCAGUCAGCCAGGAAUGUUGGUGACAUGGGACACGGGGGACUAUUCAGUUGGUGCCAGAUGCUUCGGUGCUAAGGCCUGCGAGAGGCCCAAGGCAGCACUGCCUCUUCUCUCUGAUCUGCGAUUAGGGGCUGGCUCUUUAGCAGUCAGGGUCAGC